CGAUUACAUCCGUCCCAAUGGUCCAGCUCACCCGACGAAUGCUUAAACAAUGUUUGUUCCCGCCAUUACAGGACUAUAGUGCACUGCUUCGAUAUGAUUUAUCAGCAAUGUUAACGGCCAAGGCAAGCAUGACCUGACACAUCAUCAUGACGAUAAGGUUUAAAGGCGGCAGAUUCCGGCAGAUUCCGGCAGAAUUUCUGUAUAUUUGCUUAUCGAUCCAUGAACCAUGGAAAUCGAGAUAUCUAUGCGCAACAUAACAACGGAAAGGUCCACGGGUGGAAGAAGAUUCAAGUGUCGCAUGACCGACAACAACAAGACAGACAAAAUAUGGAAUUCUCCUCUAAAGUCCUCCCAGUAGCCGCCAUCGGGGUGCUCCUCGUGGUCCUCGCCCCAAGAGUCAUAAAAUGGGCAAGAUCAAGCACCAACAAAUCCAGUCUACUCCAAGCCCUCGGACUACAAAAAGAGACCAGCAGCGAGAUCGUCUCUCUACGCAUCUACCCCAUCAAGUCCUGCCGCGGGAUUGAACUCCCCAGAACCACCCUCCGCCUACACGGCCUAGACCUCGACCGCCAAUGGAUGUUCGUAGACGCAAAAACCCACGAGUUCCUCACCAUCCGCCAAAUCCCCCGCAUGACCCUCAUCAACACCGCCCUCAGCGACGACGGCAGCUCCCUCCUGCUGAGCAUCACCGGAUCCGACGAGAGGAUCCAAAUCCCCGCCCGCCCAGACCCCGCCUGGCUAGCGGCCCACACCACCCUCGCCCAGGUCAAGGUCUGGGACACGCUGACAGACGGACAUCUCUACGGGGACGCCGUCAACGCGCCCUUCGCCAGGUUCCUGCAGCGCGAUGUUUGUCUAGCCUACAAGGGCCCCACGCCGCGCAUCCUGCAGGGCAAUGGCGACCCGCGCCUGCUGGGCCGGCCGCAGAGCACAAACUUCCCCGACGUGCAUCCCGUGCAGAUCGCCUCCGAGGCGUCCCUGGCGGAGCUCAACCAGCGACUGCGGCGGAACGGUGCGCAGCCGAUUACCGUUGAGCGGUUCCGGCCGAAUAUCAUCGUCCGGGGCACGGUGCCUUGGGCGGAGGAUUCGUGGAAGACGGUCCGGAUUAGUGGCUGUGGGCGGGAGCCGCUGGAUUUGGAUGUUGUGGCGCGGUGUGCGCGCUGUCAGGUGCCGAAUGUUGAUCCCGAUACGGCGGAGAAGCAUAAGCGGCAGCCGUGGGAUACGCUGAUGACGUACCGGCGGGUGGAUGAGGGGAUCAAGUAUAAGCCUUGCUUUGGGAUGUUGAGUGCGCCGCGGGACGAGGGGGUUGUUGAGGUGGGGAUGAAGCUGGAGGUGUUGGAGGAGACGACGCAGCAUCGGUAUAUUAAAGGAUUUUGAGGUAGCAAACGUUGGCAAAUAUCCACAGAUCAAAGUAUUUUGCAUCAUAUGUGCUGUACACUAUGCAUGGAAGGUAUCUAGCUAGCUAACUAAUUCUUCAUCUGCUUGCUGGCAGAAACACAC
Aspergillus novofumigatus IBT 16806 is the source of this 1500-nucleotide messenger RNA. RefSeq names its product MOSC domain-containing protein. The record is from RefSeq and is a predicted model, not a curated record. Bases 328 to 1377 code for a protein of 349 amino acids. Lineage: Eukaryota; Fungi; Ascomycota; Eurotiomycetes; Eurotiales; Aspergillaceae. Gene Ontology annotation, molecular function: pyridoxal phosphate binding; catalytic activity; molybdenum ion binding. The transcript has a single exon.